Molecule: messenger RNA, 1570 nt
Organism: Drosophila eugracilis
Lineage: Eukaryota; Metazoa; Arthropoda; Insecta; Diptera; Drosophilidae
Exons: 2
Coding region: 849-1355 (168 amino acids)
Source: RefSeq, a predicted model, not a curated record
UAGAGAUCAGCACAUCGACUUUCGAUUGAUAUUUUUUGGCUGCGGGUUGGCACAUGAGUCAGAUUAAUAUUUUGCUUUUGUUCAUGCAGUUCAGUUCAAUUCAGAUACUCGCCCUAAUAAGUUAAACUCUAAUGUGCGUACUUACGUGUGAAGCAGUUAAGGAAAAUGUGCAAACAUACAGCAACACAUAUAUGUGUGUGGAUGUAGUGAAGAGUGCUAGCAUUAAUCGCAUUUUUCCCUUGCACGACGACUAGAAAAUACUCGACACGUUUGUCUGUGUCUGUUUCCGUUUCUGUUUGGCCUAGUGAAAAGCAAAAUUGAUAUUGUUGUGUAAGUUAUAUCUAGCAUUGAAAAGAUGAAAAGUGUCAUUCCUAUAAAUACACUUCCUCGGCAAAGGAAGUCGCAUUAGAUAAAGGCACACAAAACAACCACAAAGGAACGGCGUCAAGCGAAAACGCCAGACUUUGGAGUAGGGCUGAGCUAAAAAGUAUAGUGCGCAGCCAUCAUCACAUCAUCAUGACUAACUCACCACCCAAAACGCCAGCCCAUGUACAGAAAAUCGAUAUUCUAGUCGCGCUGUAACGCUGUAACGCUGGGUAGCGCCUACCUGAAAAAAAACCCCAGACAGGCGAGACAUUAGUAUACCGAAAAACCUCUUCCGCUAAUGGUCUACAUAUCUAGCUAAUAUAGCAAAUGCCUAUACAUAUCAUGCCGAUAUAGCUAUAGCAUCCGCAAAAAAAAAAACAAAACAAACCAUCUGUGAUACGCGUGUACCUAAAAAAAAUAAACAGUUUUGCAAAAUGAACUAACUUAGCAACGAUCGAGGGUAUCUCACUGGGAAAUUAACAAUGCGUCUUGUCCGCAGUAAAUGCUGUCAACGUGAUGUAUCCGACUAUUUGAACACCCCUCAUCCAUCGUCCACAAACACCGAAGUCCACACCAAAAAUAUAUUUACGCGCUACUGGGACGACCACAUAAAAAUGAAGGAAUCAAGCGAGGAAAAGUCCAGGGGCAAGAGCUCAUCCCAAUCAUCAUCUUUAACACCACCACCACCUGCCAAACAAACCCAGAGCGUUACAUUCGUGAGGACCAAUAAUGCACCAGCUGUUUGUGACGCCAACGGGAAUGGGAACUCGACUCCAACGGAGUGGACAUUUCCCCCAAAAGCGCCCACUCCGCAUAUCUACAAUUGCCUGAGUCCCGACAUGAUGGCCUCAAGUGAUAAAAGCAGCUUUAAAGGAUUUCGCAAGCAAUUUAGUGGACGGUUUAAGCGCUUAGUUACUCGAAAAGUGGAACACACUCCAGUGAUACCUCCAGAAUUGAAGCCGCAACUUAAAACAAUAUACGUUUACUAACUUAAGAUGUAACGACGAUUGCAAGCACAAGUGUUUUCCCCAUUAUAUACGUACUCGAUCAGUGUUGCGUAUAUAUAUGGCAGGGAACCAUUAGUGAUAGGAAAAGCAAGAUAAACUAAGUUAUCAUAAUACCAUUCUGAUUGACAAUUUUAAGUAUUCAGCGAUUCGUGCGUAUUGUUAGGCUCAAUAAAAAGAACAUUUCAUAAGACAAACAA